Molecule: messenger RNA, 792 nt
Organism: Plasmopara halstedii
Lineage: Eukaryota; Oomycota; Peronosporomycetes; Peronosporales; Peronosporaceae
Exons: 1
Coding region: 1-792 (263 amino acids)
Source: RefSeq, a predicted model, not a curated record
AUGAAGAGUUUUCCGUCAGUUAUUUUGCGUACCCCUGAUCAAGGUACAAGCUGUAUUAAUGAAGAAAGUGUUCGAAAACAAGACACUUCAAGCGAUUUGAUAGAUGUCUACAACGAAGAAGGUGACGUUGAUGUUAUCCGUCACAUGAAGAUUGAACAUCCUCCAGGUUCAGUCAACGAAUUUUUUUCUUUGCCAUUGAUGGGCAAAAAGACGCUGAAGCGUAGCCUGGAGAAAGGCGAAAUUUUGCAAAUAUGUGAGAUUGUCGAAGAACCGAUCAACGAAAACAUCAAUGCUGCGGAAGUAUCUGAUAAGAAGACACGGAAGAAAAACUUUGAUGAGCACGCUCAGGAUCUGCAAAAAGAACAAGCGCAUAAGAGCGAAAGGAAGAACAAGACGAUAUAUACGGUUCAUGAUCUUGUAAUUCUUUCCACGAUACAUCUGCCUAAUCAUGCAGUGUCCAACUUGAGAAUUUGGAAGCUUUUACCUAGAUUCAUUGAACCGUUCAAGGUGAUGAAAUGCAAUGGUGAUGCGUAUACAUUAGCCAUCCCUACAUACAUGCGCCUAAACUCAACGUUUUAUAUGGAUAGGCUAAAGCUGUAUCUUCUGAAUGCAUCUGCCGAUCCUACUCUAUCUUUGGUAGAUGAUCGAGCUGAUCAUGAAGUUUCUCCAUUUGUUCAUGUAAAGCAACCAACAAUUCUUUUCGGCGUACAAACGCUGAAGGACAUCGAAGGAUUGCUUCUUUUACUGAUUCGAACGCUUGAAGGCGAAUACUACGGAGUACCUCGAGAAUAG